GAAAGCCAAGGUCCCCUUAUCAGUGGGGCCGCCCGCCGUAUGUAUGCAACGCCCGGGCCCAAGAAAGAAACACACCCGAAGAGGAAGCAAAGGCGGUUAUUGUCUGAGGGCCUUAUCAGUCUGCAGGAUGGAGGACGAGAACGGUUCGGCUCAGGCCCAAGAGCAGCCUGCUUGAGCUCCUUUCCCUGUGGCACGGUAUAUGACCCUGCUGAUCCCCCACUGAAUUCGGCCGGUUGCGUCUCUGGGCCUUUUGGUUACACGUGUCGCGAGGUUCUGUGCUGGCGACAGAAGCGGCAUUGAAAACAGAAGCAGUCUCCCUCAACACUCCCCGUUGACUUGGACAUCUCCUGAAGGUUCGGCUUUACAGUCUCCGCCAUGUCCGCCGGACCCCUGACCGAGUAUGGCGGCGUCACGGGCGUCGCCGACGACGGCGGCAACUCGCUAACCGACGACCUCAAUGUCUACUACUCGUCCGGCGAUUUCGCAUGGAUCAUGACCUCGGCGGCUCUCGUGCUCCUCAUGGUUCCGGGCGUCGGCUUCUUCUACAGCGGACUGGCGCGGCGGAAGUCAGCACUGGCUCUGAUCUGGCUGUCUUUGAUAUCCAUAGCCGUGGUCGGCUUCCAGUGGUUCUUCUGGGGCUACUCGCUCACCUUCUCCCACACGGGAAGCGCCUACAUCGGAGACCUCAGCAACUUUGGUCUGAUGAAGGUGUUGGGCCAGCCCAGCGUCGGCAGCACCAAGGUCCCUGACCUCCUGUUCUGCCUGUACCAGGGCAUGUUCGCGGCCAUUACCCCAGCUCUCGCCAUCGGCGCGGCGGCCGACCGUGGUAGGAUGCUCCCCUGCGUCGUCUUCAUCUUCGUUUGGGCAACCAUCGUCUACGACCCGAUCGCGUACUGGACCUGGAACGCCAACGGCUGGUCCUUCAAGAUGGGAGGGCUCGACUUUGCCGGCGGCACGCCCGUGCACAUCAGCUCGGGUGCGGCCGCGCUCGCCUACUCGCUCAUGCUCGGCAAGCGCACCGGCUACACCAAGCUCAACGGCCUGCCGCACCGGCCUCACAACGUCACCCACGUCGUGCUGGGCACCGUCUUUCUCUGGGUCGGAUGGUUUGGCUUCAACGGCGGUAGUGCACUGGCUGCGAACAUGCGUGCCGUCAUGGCUUGCAUCGUGACGCACAUCUCGGCUUGCGUCGGUGGUUUCACCUGGUGUCUGCUUGACUACCGGCUCGAGAAGAAGUGGAGCACCGUGGGCUUCUGCAGUGGUGCCAUUGCUGGCCUGGUCGCCAUCACGCCUGGUUCUGGUUACGUCCCGCCCUGGUCAGCCGUGGUCUUUGGCGUCGUCGGCGGCAUUGUCUGCAACCUUGCGACGAAGCUCAAGUUCGUGCUUGGUAUCGACGACGCACUUGAUAUCUUCGCCGAGCACGCCGUUGGCGGUAUUGCCGGCAACAUCCUGACCGCCUUCUUUGCUGCUGACUACAUCGCCCACCUUGAUGGGUUCAGCGAGAUCCCCGGCGGUUGGGUCAACCACAACUACGUCCAGCUUGGCUACCAGAUCGCCGACAGCGUCGCCGGCUUCUCGUAUUCCUUUGUGCUGACUUGCGUCAUCCUGUUCAUCAUGAACCUGAUCCCCGGCCUGUCACUUCGUGUCCCCGCCGCCGAGGAGGAGAUGGGUCUCGACGACGGUGAGCUGGGCGAGUUCGCCUACGACUACGUCGAGAUCACCCGUCAUGUCGACGGCGACCUCACCGGCAUGUCCGGUACCCCCGCCCACAGCAUCAAGGGCGGUAAUAUCCCAGCGGGGAAGGAAGCUUGAGACGGUGUGAUUGAUCAUUGAGGGUCAGAAUUUAUGUAAAAUCAGCGGUGUGAUUCAAUAUGGCGGACUGCGUCUUUUGUUGUGAUACCUCUCUUACUUAUACCACUUGAUAAUUCACUUCUACAUAAAUCUGAACAUUUAUUCUGUUCUCUGUGGCUCUUCGUGCCGCUACGUUGGGCAAGGCCCACUCCGAGCACGGGGCAAAGGAUGGCAUAUAACUACCAACCCUAAGUGGCGAUGUUGGAAACGUGUUAUGUAGUCCUUUCAUUCCUCUCGCUGACGGAACGUUUAGUCAAAAACGAUAAGCAGCCACAUCGAUAUGGGACAGCUCUCGUUGCAAAAUGCUAGAUGGCGGGCACACAAGGGUGUACAGAACGACCAAGAACAGUGAAGCGCCCAGGGGAUGGAAAGCAC
Chaetomium strumarium is the source of this 2226-nucleotide messenger RNA. Its product is annotated as ammonium transporter AmtB-like domain-containing protein. The transcript is spliced from 4 exons. Lineage: Eukaryota; Fungi; Ascomycota; Sordariomycetes; Sordariales; Chaetomiaceae. Bases 376 to 1812 code for a protein of 478 amino acids. Gene Ontology annotation, molecular function: ammonium channel activity. The record is from RefSeq and is a predicted model, not a curated record. Gene Ontology annotation, cellular component: plasma membrane. Gene Ontology annotation, biological process: ammonium transmembrane transport.